AGCAUUGUUGUAGUUGGUUUCUUUUUGGGGUUGAGUUUGGGUUUGGGUUUGGAGUUGUUGUUUGGAUGGACGAGGGAUUGGUUGAUGUUGAUGUGUCUGGCCAGUGUGGUUGGGAAGUGUAUGGGUGUUUGGAGAGAUCGACGGGCGCCCUUUAUACACGAUCUGCUGAGCAUUUGUCCUUGGUUUACAGGACCUCCUUGGCCAGCGAAGGCGUCAGACACUGCCGCUCUUCCAUCUAGAACAAUGAUAUUGACGAUUUAGCGUCGUCGCAGAUAAGGCAAGGUGGUAGAAUGUCGAACCAAGGUGCCCAACUCAGGCACCACGGGGGCGGGCACCAGUGCCAGUAUCCGAGCAGGAGCAGCUCCUUCGUCUGAUGCGAGGAGAGACAUUGUUUGGUGAUAUCAAAUAUCCAGGCAAGGGCAAGGGGUUAGUUAGUAUGUGCAAGGUUUCUCCAAGAAAAGUUUUCUCCUCUUCCUCUCUCCUGCUCUCCCCCCGUGGGCUAUGUUUUGGUUACAACUCCUGCGAGUGGAAGGGUUACGAAAGGACGGGCACGUUGGUACGACCUGGGAUUGUGAUGAUGCAGGUACAGAAAAGAUUGAUGAAUAGCGGUGGUACCGUUGCAUCCGUGAUUGACAAUUAUUUGCUAGGAAACGUGAUAUUUCACCACAGGGCCCGGUUCGAAUGGUACUACAACGAGAGCACUCUGUGGUAACAUCUCAAAUACCGAGAUAUGGAAGGGAAAAUGAUGUUUUGAUUGAUUCCAUUGAGCAUGUGGUCAUCUGUCAACCUGUCAAGCAGCGCCACCAGGCCACACAAAAUUCAUUUCGAGGCGGGAACGGCGCGCGAGGGCUGAGACGUUUCCGUUGCACCCGUCAUGUUGAGAUAUUGUCAAUUGCGGCUGCUUCUACGAGGGAAGAGGAGAACGUCACAUCGCCAAACGAUUUCUUCCAAAUUGUGUGUUUCUUGUUCAUUGUUCCUACGGUCAGGAUCCCAGGCUGAGCAAAUGCGAGGGAGGCGUUUGAGGUUGAUGUCAGGAGCGAGGUUACCGACACCGGCGACCUGACGAAUUCAAUCUCUGAGUGGACGGAGCUGUAGCUUUGUCUGCCAUCGUGAGAGAUUCUGGACUACCAAGCCAGGGAUAAGAUGAAGGACGUCUUCCCCCACAUCCCGACCAAGGUCAAGAGGAA
Aaosphaeria arxii CBS 175.79 is the source of this 1187-nucleotide messenger RNA. RefSeq lists its product as uncharacterized. The transcript has 2 exons. Bases 437 to 712 code for a protein of 91 amino acids. The record is from RefSeq and is a predicted model, not a curated record. NCBI's taxonomy places the organism in Eukaryota, Fungi, Ascomycota, Dothideomycetes, Pleosporales.